GUUUCGCAGGCUGCAAGGAAGCGGAGGAUGGACGGGGAGCCCAGUGAUGAUGAGGAGGAGGGGGAGGAGGGGUCGAGUGAGGAGGAGGGCGGGAGGGGGAGGAAGAAGCGGCAGAGAAAAAAGACCAAGAGGGAGGUCUCUGGGGACGAUUUGGGAGAGAAUUUCGUGCUUGAUGAGGAGGAUGAGGAGGAUGAGGAGGGCGGGAGGGAGAAGAAGGGGUGGGUGUAUGACGUGCUUGCUCAGAGAGAGGAGGAGGAGGAGAGUGGGAGUGAGGGGGAGGAGGGGAGUGGGAGUGAGGAAGACGAGGAAGAGGAGGAUAAGGAGGAGAAUUUAGCUGACGUGGAGUGGGAGCAGAGUGACGAGGAGGCAGGAGGCGAGAGAGGGGAGGUUAAGCGGGGGCCGGUAGGGGAUAGGGCGGUUAAGCAAGGAGGGGAGGAGAGUGAAGAGCUUGAGGAAGGGGAGGAGAGGGAGGAGGGGGAGGAGAGUGAUGAGGAGGACGAGGAAGCGGAGGCGGAGGGGAAACCGUCGACACAACAGCAGCAGCAGCAGGGGAAAGUGGUGGGCCCAGGGACGAUGGAGGAAGAGGAAGAAGAGGAAGAGGAGGAGGAGGAAGGAGGAGGAGGAGGAAGAGGAGGAGGAGGAGGAGGGGGAGGAGGAGGAGGAGGAGAUGGAGCGCAUAGAGCGGGUGUUCCGUCGGCGCGAGUUGCCGUACGUGAUAGAAGCCCCCCAGCAGUUGAAGGACCUGCAGCAGCUGUUAGAGGGGCGCGCAGCACCAGAGGUGGGGGUGGCCAUCGCGCGCAUCCGCGCGUGCAACGCGGCGCACCUGUCCCCCGACAACAAGCGCAAGAUGCAGAUCUUUUACAACGUGCUCCUGCAGUACUUUGCGUCGCUGGCUAGCGAUAGCUCUCCCGUGUAUCAGCAGCAGGGGGAGGAUCAGCGGGGGAAGAAGCAGAAGCAGCAGCACCACCAGGAGCAGCAGCAGCAGCAGCAGCAAGGGAGCAGGCAGCAGGAAAAGCCGCAAGCGGGGGAAAAGAAAGUGCAGAAGGGCGCGGAGCAGGGUGCGAAGGAGCAGGAGGAGGAGCCGACGAGUGCGCUGCAACAGAGGGCGCCGUCAGUGGCAGCGGCGCACAUCAACGUGCUCGUGCAGCCGCUGGUCGAGCUCUCCGCCUCCUUCCCCCUCUUCGCUGCCGUCUGCGCCCGGGAGAGGCUCGCCCGCAUGCAGAAACGCCUGGUGACCCGCCUCAAGACAGGAGAGCCAGCGUGGCCUACUGCCCGCACGCUCCUACUCCUGCGUCUCUGGGCGCUCAUCUUCCCCUCGUCCGACUUCCGCCAUCCCGUCAUGACGCCCGUGUCGCUGCUGCUGGGGCAGUUCCUCUCCUGCUGCCCUGUGCGCUCCACCAAGGACGUGGCUGCCGGGCUGUUCAUCUCCGCACUCCUGCUAAAUAUGGUGUCGCAGAGCCGUCGGUUCGUCCCAGAGGCGCUCAACUUCCUACACGCGCUGCUGUGGAGUGCUGUCGCCCCUGCGCUCAAACCACUCAAGCCCAAGGGCGUGCCCCGCUACAUGCUUCUACAGGUGUGCUCGCAGCAGUGGCUCUGGACCCCCUGUGGCGACGGCCACAACAGCCGCAAGCGCAAGCGCGAGCCACUAGAGGACAAGCCCGAGGCCCUCGAUUUUGACAGGAUCUUCCUCGGCCCUUCGAGCGCCCAUUCAAACCUUAUCACCGCUAGCACUACCACCACUACUACCACCACCGCUACUACCACUACUAACCCGUCGCCCUCCGCUCCUCCUGCUGCUCCUCCUGCCCCAGUGGGCGUGGAAGGCAGUGCAGCAGGGACCGUGGCAGAGGCCUACUUUGGUUCCGACGUCUUCAGGCUGAGCCUGCUGCUAGCGGUGCUCAAGACCCUGCGCUCCUUCGCGCUGCUCUACCGCCCCAUGCAGCCCUUCCCCGAGAUCUUCUCCCCCUUCCUGCCCACCCUUGCCGCCCUGGCGGAAUCCGGGCAGCUGCCCGAGGAGAUAGAGCAGGAGCGGGCAGCGUGGGUGAAAGAUAUUGAGGGGGCAGUGGCGGAGGUGGAGGGGAGCAGGCAGCCGCUGCGGCUGAGGGUGAAGCGGGCCGUCCCAGCCAAGCAGUUCAAUCCUAAGUUUGAAACUGACUUUGCCCGGGGCAAGGACUACGACCCGAACAGGGAGAGGGCGGAGCAGCGGAAGCUACAACGGGCGAUCAAGCGAGAAGCCAGGGGAGCAGCAAGGGAGCUCCGGAAGGACAACCACUUCCUCGCCGCCGCCCGCGCGCACGAGGCCACUGCAGCAGCAGAGGAGCGGCGGGAGAAGAGCCAGCGGGCCAUGGCGUUUAUGGAGCAGCAGGCGCACCUCAUGUGGUCGGGGCAGCUGGGCAGGAAGAGGGGCGGCGGUAGCAGUGGCAGGGGUAGGCGCUAGAAGGGGAGAGAUGCCUAUGGGAGGGUGACGAAGAGGGACGAAGCGGGGGGGGUUAAGGGCAGCUAGUUGGGGGGAGAUGCCAAGGUGGGUGUGGGUCUGCAGCGGCCUUCCUUGCAGUGUCCCUCUCUGCGGCUGCAGCGGAGGAGCGGCGGGAGAAGAGCCAGUGGGUCAUGGCGUUUAUGGAGCAGCAGGCGCACCUCAUGUGGUCGGGGCAGCUGGGCAGGAAGAGGGGCGGUAGCAGCAGCGGCAGGGGCAGGCGCUAGAAGGGGAGAGGUGCUAAACGGGGAGAAGAGAGAUGCUAAGGAGACGGCGAGGUUAAGAAGAGGGUUUUUCGAGGGCAGCUGCUGCAGCAGUGGAGAAGCCCGGAUGAAGCCAUGGAUGUGGAAGAGGAUGAGGCGUCGAGGGAAUGGUUGUGUGAAAGUGGUCGUGAGAAUGGUCGUGUGAAGCUGACAUUUUGACUUGUGCAUGUGUGUGCAGUGGAUCUAACAUUGUUGGGUGUGGCUAGUGAGCAGUCUGCAUGUGGGUGUGGGAGGAAUGCCAGCUCCUUGUGCUGCAGGUACUGGUAUGUGCGUGCGCACAUGUGUGCAUGUGUUUGGGGGUGUGUGAGUAUGUUCGCCUGUGAGGCAAGCAUUAAGACUUCGGUCACCCCAAGAAAAAAACGUUUUGGUACGGUAUGGCACACUAACUUUGGUGUUACUGUGUGAACUGGUGACCUGAAGAGGAUUAAGGAGGGGCUGAGAGCGUGAAGGGUGGCUGAUGGCAAUGUGUAGACAGUGGGAUGAUGUGCAGCUGAGGGUGGAGUUGGCAUGAAGGGAGCAUGGAGGGACCAUGGAGGGAGCAUGUAGCAUGGACACUUACCGUGGAGGGCAUUUCAGCGAUGUAGAAUGGGCUCUUGAAGCGGCUUGGAUCAGCAAGGCACCUGCAACGGGGGGCGUGUGGAGGUUGGACGAAGCAUAAGAGGCAGGUUUUGGGAACUGCCCAAUGCAGGGAGUGGGAGGUGGUUGGAGGAUGGAAAUGGCUCUGCCUGUUGGUGGCACCGGGCAUGCUCGCUGUAUGGCUGCCGAUGCGGUUAUGUGACUAUGCAGUGCCAUGGUGCCACCUGCUGCUGCUGAUUCUGCCCUUUUUGUGUUCUGAAUGAGCCCAGGCAGUGAUUGCAUGUGGUACCGGUACUUCCUGCUGUGGCUGUGAUGUAAACUUUUCUUUCCUCGUGCUGCUUACCCCCUUUCUUACCCUCGUGAGCAUUCUGUCUACGCUGGACAGCGGAAUCUGCUGUGGUGGGGGUAGGCAUUUUUUUUCCUGUGGCUGCCGGGUGUUUGUACAUGUUGAUGUGUACAUGUACUACCACCCGGCAGCAUGCUUGCUAUUCAUCGAACUGAAUGCAUGUAUUCUCCUGCUCUUUUGUUAUUUCACUGAACACUUAUUAAUUAGUCCUUGAAAUU
Molecule: messenger RNA, 3876 nt
Organism: Closterium sp. NIES-67
Lineage: Eukaryota; Viridiplantae; Streptophyta; Zygnematophyceae; Desmidiales; Closteriaceae
Source: the annotation of a GenBank genome assembly